Colletotrichum graminicola M1.001 is the source of this 795-nucleotide messenger RNA. Its product is annotated as nicotinate nucleotide adenylyltransferase. Gene Ontology annotation, molecular function: nicotinate-nucleotide adenylyltransferase activity; nicotinamide-nucleotide adenylyltransferase activity. The transcript is spliced from 2 exons. Lineage: Eukaryota; Fungi; Ascomycota; Sordariomycetes; Glomerellales; Glomerellaceae. The coding region runs from base 1 to 795 and encodes 264 amino acids. The record is from RefSeq and is a predicted model, not a curated record. Gene Ontology annotation, biological process: NAD+ biosynthetic process.
AUGGUCGCCUCCCCCGAGACCAUCGAGGCCAUGACGCCUCCUGGCUACACUUUCCCCGACCACCGCCUCCGCCUGCAGCAGUCCGAGCCCGACCGCGAGCCCCUCGUCCUCGUCGCUCCGGGCUCCUACAGCCCCAUCACCUUCCUCCACCUUCGCAUGGCCGUCAUGGCCGCCGACUACGUCCGCUACAACACGAACUUUGAGCUUAUCGGCUCCUACAUGUCCCCCGUCUCCGACGCCUACAAGAAGCGCGGCCUGGCCCCCGCCUGCCACCGCCGCCGCAUGUGCGAGAUCGCCGCCGAGCAGACCUCGCGCUUCCUCAUGGUCGACCCCUGGGAGGCCGAGCAGACCGCCUACGUGCCCACCGCCGUCGUCCUCGACCACUUCGAGUACGAGAUCAACGUCAAGCGCGGCGGCUGCAACGGCAAGCGCGUCAAGAUCGCCGUGCUCGCCGGCGCAGAUCUGAUCAACACCAUGAGCCAGCCGGGCGUCUGGUCGCCCUCUGAUCUGCGCCACAUCCUUGGCGACUUUGGCGCCUUCGUGCUCGAGAGGGCCGGCGUUAACAUCGACGAGGCCCUCGGCAACCUGAAGGAGUAUGAGGACCAGAUUUACUACAUCCCGCAAGUCGUCCCCAACGACGUGUCGAGCACCAAGAUUCGCUUGCUGUUGAGGAGAAAUAUGAGCAUUGACUACCUCAUCCCUGCCGAAGUCAUCAAGUACAUUGACGAGCACGGUCUUUAUCACGAGGACGACGCCGCAACAAAUGAGAAGGGAAAGGAGAAGGAGGUGCAAUAA